UCUCCCUCAUCCUCUCUGUCCGUACGUCCCCCUUGUCUUGCCUCCCGACCGCUGUGUUGUCUCCUCUGACAGUCGUAUGUCUCUAGGUCGGUCGCUUCCCUUCGUUUUCUCUCCGCCUUUUUUGCCUUGCCGGUCGGGCCCUUACGGUCGGUCGGAGUCCCCAACAGUCGACAUCACCGCUAUUUCACCAUAUUCACCCCUCCUCGACAAGCUUGAAUUAUAAUCGGCUCACGGCACGAUAGCUGUGACCCUUCGAUCAAGAUGACAACUAUGGUACGUUCUUGUUCCAGGACUAUCAAACGAAAUGAGGUGACUGACAAACAUCGUCCAGGAUUUGCGUGUUGGUAACAAGUACCGGAUUGGCCGCAAGAUUGGAAGUGGUAGUUUCGGUGACAUUUACCUUGGCACCAACAUCAUCUCUGGCGAGGAAAUCGCUAUCAAACUCGAGAGUGUCAAGGCCAAGCACCCCCAGCUCGAGUAUGAGGCCCGUGUCUACAAGUCUCUCGCCGGCGGUGUUGGUAUCCCAUUCGUUCGCUGGUUCGGUACCGAAUGUGAUUACAACGCCAUGGUGAUUGACCUUCUGGGUCCCAGUUUGGAAGAUCUGUUCAACUUCUGCAACCGCAAAUUCUCGCUGAAAACCGUCCUCCUUCUGGCCGACCAGCUCAUCUCUCGCAUCGAGUACAUCCAUGCCAAAUCCUUCAUUCACCGUGAUAUCAAGCCUGACAACUUCCUUAUGGGUAUUGGUAAGCGUGGAAAUCAAGUCAACGUGAUUGAUUUCGGUCUGGCCAAGAAGUACCGGGACCCCAAGACUCACUUCCACAUUCCUUACCGCGAGAACAAGAACCUUACUGGUACUGCCCGUUAUGCCAGUAUCAACACUCACUUGGGUGUGGAGCAGUCCCGCCGUGACGAUAUGGAGUCUUUGGGCUAUGUCAUGCUCUAUUUCUGCCGCGGCACUCUUCCCUGGCAGGGAUUGAAGGCGGCCACUAAGAAGCAGAAGUACGACCGCAUCAUGGAGAAGAAGAUGACCACGCCGACCGAGGUUCUCUGCCGUGGGUUCCCCAACGAAUUCUCCAUCUACCUGAACUACACCCGUUCCCUACGCUUCGACGACAAGCCCGACUACUCGUACCUACGCAAAAUCUUCCGGGACCUGUUUGUCCGCGAAUCCUUCCAGUACGACUACGUGUUCGACUGGACCGUUUACAAGUACCAGAAGAACGCCGCCAUGAUUGUGGAUGCCAGCAGCAAGAAGGACAAGGAGGCCGAGGAACAACAGCGCCGUCAGGGCGUUGCCGGUGCCCCCAUGGGCACUCCCGGCGCUGCCGCCAAGCCCGGUGGUAUCUCGAGCCAGCGUCGCAAGGUCCUCGACCGCAACCUUGACAACACUCCGGACACCAACCGUGCCGUGGGAGGGAGUGAUAGGAUUCUUCGGCGUUAG
This is a messenger RNA of Aspergillus melleus, 1441 nucleotides long. RefSeq names its product serine/threonine protein kinase (gene HRR25). The transcript has 4 exons. The record is from RefSeq and is a predicted model, not a curated record. NCBI's taxonomy places the organism in Eukaryota, Fungi, Ascomycota, Eurotiomycetes, Eurotiales, Aspergillaceae. Gene Ontology annotation, biological process: signal transduction; peptidyl-serine phosphorylation; endocytosis. Bases 566 to 1441 code for a protein of 291 amino acids. Gene Ontology annotation, cellular component: cytoplasm; nucleus. Gene Ontology annotation, molecular function: protein serine/threonine kinase activity; ATP binding.